AUAUAAAUAUACUUAUAUGUAGAUUGUGUCAAUAAAUGAAACGUACAUUUUCAUAAAAUUUAUGUAAUUAAAUUCGUAUUAAAUCUUGAUAACUUGAUAUAUUAUAAAUAUAGAUGAUUAUAUAUUAUUGAUAUUAAAAUUUUUUUUAUGUGCAAAUCUUAAUGAAUAUGUUUUUAUAAUUAUUAUAUAUAUCAAGAUGUUGAUUUUUUGUAACGUAAAUAAGUAAUUUCAUAAUCAUUCUAUUUAAAAAUAAAAUUUAAUUCAUGAAUAUAAUUAUAAUAACGGAAGUAAUAAUUUUGAACAAUGUUUAAAUCAAAUCAAGAACCUGAUAUACCUGCAGCAUUAGGUCUAUUGUCACAUCUAACAAACGACGAACUAAAAGAAUUAUUAAAUGAUGAUUCAAAAUUCGAAGAUAUUGUGAAAGAUGUAAAACAGUUUAAAAAUUUAGAAACUGAAAAGGAAUUAUUAAUGGCAAGUAACACGUCUUUGGCAGAGUUUAAUUUAUCGAAACAACCUGAAUUACAAGAGGGUAAACAAAUAUUAAAAGAACUUAGUGAAAAAGGAAAUAGAUUAUGCAUAAGUGUAAAAGAAAAAUUAGAAGAAAUAAAAAAUAAAUCUGGAGAAAUGACUGCUGAUACUGCAUUAGAUUUAUUGCAAACAGCAGCAGCUGAAAUUGAAGAAGAAUCAGAAACCAUAGCUGAAAAAUUUUUGGCUGGAGAUAUAGAGGUUGAUGAAUUUUUAGAGCAAUUUUUAUCACGGCGUAAAUUAAUGCAUCUACGUAAAGUUAAAGUAGAUAAAUUAAGAGAAUUAAUAAGAAAAUCACAUUCUGUGACUAGUGGUCCUGGAUAUCCAAUUGCUAGUAAUUUUCAUAAUUUAGUUCCUGCAAUUCCUUAUCCAACUGGACCUGUUUCAAUGCCAAUGCCUGUACCAUCAGGUUUAUCACAUUAUAGGCCAUAUUAAAUUAUAUCUGAUAUAGAA
Molecule: messenger RNA, 978 nt
Organism: Apis mellifera (honey bee)
Lineage: Eukaryota; Metazoa; Arthropoda; Insecta; Hymenoptera; Apidae
Gene: Vps37B
Product: vacuolar protein sorting-associated protein 37B
Exons: 4
Coding region: 304-960 (218 amino acids)
Biological process (GO): ubiquitin-dependent protein catabolic process via the multivesicular body sorting pathway; protein targeting to vacuole; protein targeting to membrane
Cellular component (GO): ESCRT I complex
Source: RefSeq, a predicted model, not a curated record